Messenger RNA from Maniola jurtina (meadow brown), 3377 nucleotides. RefSeq names its product atrial natriuretic peptide receptor 1. The record is from RefSeq and is a predicted model, not a curated record. NCBI's taxonomy places the organism in Eukaryota, Metazoa, Arthropoda, Insecta, Lepidoptera, Nymphalidae. Gene Ontology annotation, cellular component: membrane. The transcript is spliced from 22 exons. Bases 25 to 3285 code for a protein of 1086 amino acids. Gene Ontology annotation, molecular function: guanylate cyclase activity; ATP binding; protein kinase activity. Gene Ontology annotation, biological process: receptor guanylyl cyclase signaling pathway; intracellular signal transduction; cGMP biosynthetic process.
ACUGUGUACAAAGUGGGAGUGCUCAUGGCCUCUCGCUUGGACUCACCGUUUGAUUUAGAGCGCUGUGGCCCAGCUGUGGACCUGGCUUUGGACAAAGUGAACGAGAAGUUCCUUGCUCAUCAUAAUGUUGAACUGCAAAAAGUUCAGGGCAGUUACCCAACUUGCUCGGGAGCCAUCGCCCCGGGGCUGGCGGCGGAUAUGCACUUCAAAGACGACGUGAUCGCCUUCGUGGGCCCGGCCUGCGCCUUCGCCCUGGAGCCCGUCGCGCGCCUCGCCGCUUACUGGAACACACCGAUCAUCACAGGCAUGGGAGAUCAGCCACCAUCGGAAGGAGAGCUGGCAGCUCCAGCAAGCGUCGUCAGCCGAAUGCACAGACUGAGAAAUCUACGAAAGGGCACUCGGCCGCAAACCUUGUUCAAUGAUAAGGGCAAGUACCCCACUUUGACGCGGAUGUCCUACUGCCAGUGCCGACUGCCUCGAGUCUUCACCAGCGUGUUCGAACGCUUCGGUUGGUCCCAUGUCGCAUUGCUGUUGGACAAGUCGGAUUUGUUUUCACUUACUGUUGGUAAAAGCCUCGAAUGGGGUCUAAGGAAGGAGGGUGUGUUAAAAGCAGUUCGGGAACUAGACGGCAACGAAAGGGAGUCCUGCGAAGCACUUCUGAAGGAUGUCAGCAUGUAUGCAAGAGUUGUAAUACUGAGUGUACGUGGGUCUCUCGUACGUGAGUUUCUGCUGGCCGCACAUUCUCUCGGCAUGACACGUGGAGACUGGGCGUUUUUGGACGUGGAAAUAUUUCAGGGUGGUUACUGGGGCGAGACCGGGUGGGCGGCGGGCGACGAACGUGAUGCAGCUGCGAGAGCCGCCUACGAGGCUCUACUGAGGGUCUCUCUCAAGCUACCAACUGGCGAUCGCUUUGACGAGUUCGCAGACACUGUCCGUACGCGUGCCAAGUUACAUUAUAACUACACUUUCUCGGAUGGAGAAGAGGUGAAUUUCUUCAUCGGAGCUUUCUAUGAUGGCGUGUAUUUGUUGGGUAUGGCGCUGAACGAGACUUUGACGGAAGGUGGUGACAUCAGAAAUGGACGAAACAUCACUAGCCGAAUGUGGGGACGGGAUUUUCACGGUAUAACUGGCCAUGUGCGUAUUGAUUCGGUUGGCGAUCGCGAUGCCGACUACGCCAUCUUCGAUUUGGACCCUGUUACUGGAAAAUUUGAGGUUGUGGCUUUUUACCAUGGCCUAAACAGUAGCUACAAGCCUGUGGCCGGGAAAGCCAUCCACUGGCCGGGCGGCAAACGAGGACCACCCCCGGAUAAGCCGCGUUGUGGGUUCCUUGGAACGGACCCUAUGUGUCAAGGAGAGGCGCAGGCCGUGUUGAUAUAUUGCUUUAUUGGCCUGGCUGUUUUCCUUACUGUGGCUGUGACGGCCGGAUGCGUUGCCUACAAGCAAGUGCGUAUCGAGGCAGAGCUGAACAAUACUGCGUGGCGCGUGCGGCCCGAGGAAGUGUUGGUUGAAGUCGGCACCGGUCUAGGCACCAGCCCCGCGCUGCACAGCAUCAAUGAAGUACUUAAGUUAUCCUUGGGCUGGAGCGCCCGCAGCUCAGGCUCGCUGGGCACACCGGUCACCCUGUCCCCCUUCACAGUAGGCCUGUACAAAGGCAAUCGCGUCGCUGUCAAAAAGAUUCACAGAAAGAAACUGGACUUGAACAAGAAGUUACUUUGGGAGAUAAAACAGGCUCGCAACGUCUCCCACGAGAACACAGCGCGUUUUAUCGGCGCGUGUGUCGAUUGUCCUCUGAUGUUCAUCCUGACGGAGUACUGCCCGAAAGGAUCGUUGAAGGAUGUGCUCGCCAACGAAGAGUUACAACUGGACUGGAACUUCCGCACUUCGCUAGUCCAUGAUAUUGUACAGGGUAUGUGCUACCUACACAGCGGGUUGGGCGCGCACGGAAAGCUGCGUUCCUCGAACUGCCUCAUCGAUGGACGUUUCGUGCUGAAAAUAUCCGACUACGGUCUGAACACCCUCUGCACGCCCACCGACUUGAUUAAAGACGAUGCCUACUAUUUCAAACUCCUAUGGACAGCUCCCGAAUUGGUGGCAGGCAGCGUGUACCCUGGCGUGGUGGCAUCACUUAAAGGGGAUGUUUACAGCUUCGGCAUUAUCCUUGAAGAGAUCGUGCUGCGCGCCGGACCAUUUCAUCAUUAUACACCUGCUAUGACAAAUAAAGAAAUCGUGUCCCGUGUUAAUGCUCGAGAGUCUCCACCAUUCCGCCCAGUAGUGGGGCUGGGAGAAGUGGGAUCCGCGGGCGGUGCUGCUGCUGAAUUACUAGAGCUUGCGGCGAGAUGUUGGGCUGAUGCGCCCGAUGACAGACCUUCAUUUGACACCAUCAACGCUAAUUAUAUUAAGGGCUAUUGCGACAAUUUGAUGGAUGAUCUGUUGCGGCGUAUGGAGCAGUAUGCGAAUAAUCUCGAGUCACUCGUAGAAGAGAAGACGGAACAACUGUCUUUGGAGAAGAAGCGAUCAGAGGAAUUGCUGUAUCAGGUCUUGCCAAGGCCCGUGGCUCAGCAGCUGAUGGCAGGCGAAGUGGUGCAGCCGGAAAGCUUCGAGUGCGUCACCGUGUACUUCAGUGACAUCGUCGGCUUCACCGAGCUAUGCGCCGCUUCCACUCCCAUCCAAGUCGUCGACCUUCUCAAUGACUUGUACAGCACUUUUGACAGGAUCAUCGGUUUCUAUGAUGUGUAUAAGGUGGAGACAAUUGGAGACGCGUACAUGGUAGUGUCAGGGUUGCCAGAACGUAACGGUGAUUUGCAUGCCAGGGAAAUAUGCCUGAUGGCACUAGCUGUAGUGGAAGCGGUCCGGACUUUUGUAGUCAAACAUCGACCAACACAUCGACUUGAGGUGCGUGUAGGGGUGCAUUCAGGACCAGUAUGCGCAGGAGUGGUUGGAGUCAAGAUGCCACACUACUGUCUGUUUGGCGACACUGUCAACACUGCAAGCAGGAUGGAAUCUACUGGACAACCACUAAGGAUUCAUCUAAGCGAGAAUACACGAGCUCUUUUAGACCAAUGGGGUACCUUCGUAGUCGAAAGACGUGGAGAAGUGGAACUGAAGGGACGCGGUCGCAUGCUCUCACACUGGCUCCUUCACUGCUCGGAGCCUGAAGCUCGACUCCUGGCCCCGAGUCCUCAGCCACCGCCUCAAUACCCGAUACUCUUCACUGCAUUGCCACAAGCCACUAUGACCAUACAUACUCCAUAUUUAGUGGUUGAUCCACCAACUAUAGCUGCCUAAGGACGAUAAUAUUAUCUUAUUUGAAAUUCAGAUGUAUUAAUUUCUAUCAUAUUUCUAGGUAGUUAUUUGGUUCUGUAAUAGUAAGCACUGCU